UAAAAAACAGGUAUCCAAAGCCGUAGAUCUUAUUAAAAAUCAACGUUUUUUUCUUUCGUCCGAGAUAAAAUUUAUCUUUGAAUUUUGAUCUUUCUUUUGGUGCCCGAAAAACUGCCGUGUAGCAGUUAUUUGUGGUUACAAGUUCAUAAUUUUAGUUGUCUUGCGUUAUUAUUAGUUUAUUUGAUUUUGUUCUUGUGUUAUAUUUGCAGCACAGUUUAUUACAAAAUGUCUGUUUUAAUACACGAGAAAAUUUGGUUAGACAAGAAUAUCUACAAUGAUGCAGAAAAGGCUUAUUAUGAGAACUUGUCCAAAGUACAAGCAAGUCCUCAACUCUCACUAGCUUGCUCAUCUUUAGCCAGUGAAGUUGCAAAGGCUAGGCAGCAUAUUAAAAACUCUCUUGAAUGUAUGGACAGUGUAGCCACUUUGGCUGGUGUACCUAAUACAGAACUCAACAAUAAACUGAAUAGUCUGGAGAAGGAGAACAAGGACCUUAAAAAAGCUAUUGAUGAUUUGCGUAAUUUGGUCAUCAGUCUUAAGGCAAGAGUAGAUAUUCUAGAAUCAGCAGACAAGUCUAAAGUUUCAGCUAAAGAAAGUGCUCCAGCGGCCGCCCCAGCUGAGGCUAAAAAUGAUGAAGCCGAUGAUGAUGAUGAUGUGGAUCUAUUUGGAUCCGAUGAUGAAGCAGAAAGUGCUGAAGCUGCAAAAGUACGAGAGGAGCGGUUGGCUGCAUACAACGCAAAGAAAGCUAAAAAACCAGUUUUGAUCGCGAAAUCAAAUAUAAUUUUGGAUGUUAAGCCGUGGGACGACGAAACCGAUAUGGCGGCUUUGGAGCAAUCUGUUAGGACUAUCAGUACAGAUGGUCUAUUGUGGGGUGCUGCGAAACUAGUGCCUUUAGCAUACGGUAUCCACAAGCUGCAGAUUUCUUGUGUCGUUGAAGACGACAAGGUUUCUGUGGACUGGCUGACUGAAGAAAUUGAAAAAUUUGAGGACUUUGUACAAAGUGUUGAUAUUGCUGCAUUCAAUAAAGUUUAACAAACAAAGGAAUGCCAGUUAAUAUGUUAAAAUAAAUUGAUUCUAUAAA
Manduca sexta (tobacco hornworm) is the source of this 1078-nucleotide messenger RNA. RefSeq names its product elongation factor 1-delta (gene eEF1delta). Bases 226 to 1029 code for a protein of 267 amino acids. Lineage: Eukaryota; Metazoa; Arthropoda; Insecta; Lepidoptera; Sphingidae. Gene Ontology annotation, cellular component: cytosol; eukaryotic translation elongation factor 1 complex. Gene Ontology annotation, molecular function: translation elongation factor activity; guanyl-nucleotide exchange factor activity. The record is from RefSeq and is a predicted model, not a curated record. The transcript has 7 exons. Gene Ontology annotation, biological process: translational elongation.